Messenger RNA from Fraxinus pennsylvanica, 1230 nucleotides. NCBI's taxonomy places the organism in Eukaryota, Viridiplantae, Streptophyta, Magnoliopsida, Lamiales, Oleaceae. The record is from the annotation of a GenBank genome assembly.
AUGAAUGCGCUGCAGAGAAGUGGAUCGGGUUCAAUGGCGCAAAGCCCUAGAUCUUCAACGUCACAAGCGCCGUAUUUAACUGUAUCAGUCACUGAUCCAGCUAAAAUGGGCAAUGGCGUCCAGGCUUAUAUCUCCUACAAAGUUAUCACCAAGACAAAUUUUCCCGAAUAUCAGGGGCCUGAGAAAAUUGUUAUUCGACGAUAUAGUGAUUUUGUUUGGUUACGUGAUCGCCUUUUUGAAAGGUACAAGGGUAUCUUCAUCCCUCCUCUUCCAGAGAAGAGCACUGUAGAGAAGUUCAGAUUUAGUGCUGAAUUCAUUGAAAUGAGGCGUCAAGCGUUGGAUGUAUUUGUCAACCGCAUAGCCUCACAUCAUGAGCUACAGCAGAGUGAGGACUUGAGAACUUUUUUACUAGAAGAUGAACAGACGAUGGAAAGAGAGAGGUCUCAGGAAACUGGUAUUUUCAAGAAGAAGCCAGCAGAUUUUAUGCAAAUAUUUAAGGACGUACAAUCUAGAGUGAGCGAUGUUGUUCUGGGAAAGGAAAAACCAGUUGAAGAAUCAAAUCCGGAGUACGAGAAACAAAAGAAUUAUAUUUUUCAGCUUGAAGAUCACUUAGCUGAAGCUCAGAAGCAUGCAUACCGCCUUGUGAAGAGACACAGAGAGUUAGGUCAAUCUUUAUCAGACUUUGGUAAGGCAGUCAAACUCCUUGGAACCUGUGAAGGAAAUUCUCUUGGAAAGGCAUUUUCUGAGCUUGGGGCUAAAUCGGAGUUGCUGUCAAUUAAGCUGCAGAGAGAGGCUCACCACCUUUUGAUGAGAUUUGAAGAACCUUUGAAAGAUUAUGUUCGUGCUGUGCAGUCUAUUAAGGCAACAAUAGCAGAGAGAGCAAAUGCUUUCAGGCACCACUGUGAACUGGCUGAAACAAUCAAGUUUAAGGAAAUAGAUCUAAACAAGCUCAGAUUGACACGAUCAGAGAAGUUGGCAGAUGCUGAGCGUGAAUAUGAGCAGCUAAAAGCUGAUGGCAAGGAGUCGAAACGAAAAUUUGAGACAAUUGUUAAAUUAAUGAAUGAAGAGAUUGCUCGAUUUCAAGAACAAAAAACUAUUGAUAUGGGUGUCGUAUUUCAUGAAUUUGCCGAGGGUCAAGCACACCUAGCAAAAAGUAUAGCUGAAGCGUGGCGAAGCCUUCUUCCCAAGCUUGAAGCUUGCUCCUCCUCCUUAGAGACCCCGGAUGCAUAA